AUAGCUACUGUCUUGUAAAUUGACAAUGGCUGCAUUUCUGGAGAGAGAGCAGGUGCAGAUCAAGGCAACAGGAGGCAGCACCACAGUCCCUAACUCGCCUAUUGCUAAGCUGAUGUACUACUUUGAAUGUGUGUGCAGUUGUGUUGCUGAUAGUGAUGACCCCUCUAUUAAACGAUUGAGAGCGUACAAAACCAACUACAAUUCCCUCUCCAGUGCUGAAAAAUCUGCACUUCUGACUUUAUGCUUGGCUCUCAGCCCUGACAAGUUGAUGAAUAGUGUCUUCUUUUUGAAUGAAGAUAUCAAUGGAGCAAAUAAGUUCUUUGAAGUGAGUGCAGUUUCCACAAAACUUCUUGUUUCAGAUUCUCUGCUUAUUGGAGGACAGAGGAAGAGAGUGCGAAGUAUUAUGAUGUUCAAGAAAGAGUGGAUAGAGAGGUACUAUCUUCAACCAUUGAAAAGUUUCGUGGAGUCCUCUCAAGGGUCCAACCGAUUAAGACAGCCAGAACAAGAUACUUCGAGCUGCUGUACCAUUUUGUGACCUAUAGAUGUGCCUAUAAUUUUAUACAAACAUAACCGAUAACAGCCAGAACAAGAUACUUUAAUUUGCUGCAUGCUGUAUCAUUUUUGACAUAGAUGUACCUAAACACAUAUAGCUAUAACGCUUAUAUUAACUACUGUCACAGUGUAAAACUUUCUGAGUGUCUUAUAAUUGUAGCAUGCUUCUCACAGGACGUGAUGAUUUUCUUUAUAUCUGUUGGUGUGUGCUUCACAGAAAUUUAUGA
Messenger RNA from Halichondria panicea, 779 nucleotides. RefSeq lists its product as uncharacterized. The transcript has a single exon. Bases 26 to 535 code for a protein of 169 amino acids. Lineage: Eukaryota; Metazoa; Porifera; Demospongiae; Suberitida; Halichondriidae. The record is from RefSeq and is a predicted model, not a curated record.